Molecule: messenger RNA, 978 nt
Organism: Cylindrotheca closterium
Lineage: Eukaryota; Bacillariophyta; Bacillariophyceae; Bacillariales; Bacillariaceae
Source: the annotation of a GenBank genome assembly
AUGCUUGGUGUGGGCCAGUUACCGUUGCCAUUACCAAACAUUGAUGAAAAACUCAAAGCUGAUGCCGUGUUUGUCCCAAAUUCCCCUUUCAACAUCAUUCCACCGCAACUCCUAUACAAAGAGCUUGAAGCUGCCGGUUACAAUCCAAAAUGGCCAACUCACAACGACAAAGAAUACAUUUUUGAGUAUACUCGUCCGGGCGAAACUCAAGCAACUGAGUUUGUUGUGCCAAUAAAUGACAGGGACCUAUUCACAUUCCGAUCGGUGACAGGAUGUGAAGACUUUUGCAUGUCUACCACUUUGUGUGACUGCGACCUCUCGAUUGAAACAAAUACCAAGGGAGCCCGAUACAAGAAGUUUGACAUCUCAGCUUCUGAGGGAGCCCAAUCUAACCCUUUAACUUCUUCACCUUUUUCAGAAUCCGAACCUCGAGCAAUUACUUUUGACAAACUGCACGUUUCCGAAGGAGCACAAACAUAUGAUCCAGAGGUUGAAAUCGUACGACACCGAUUGUUCAUAUUGCAUGAAAAAUACGGACACCUUGGUUUUGCCAAACUCAAUCUCAUGGCUAGAGCUGGUUUAAUACCUCGAGAAUUAGCGAACGUGGAUGCUCCGACAUGCCCCGGAUGCGCUUGUGGAAAAGCUCAUCGCAAACCAUGGCGAUACAAAGGAACCAACAAACGGCAAAUCAAACCUGCAACUCAUCCAGGACAGGUCAUCAGUGUUGAUAAACUUGCAAGCCCAACACCAGGAUUUGUUCCAACUCAUCGAGGAACUCUUACCACUAUGCGAUACACUGGGGCGACGGUUUUUGUCGACCACUUCAGUGACUUCACCUACAUCCACCUUAUGACGGAAAUGAAUGCGGAAACUGCGGUAUUAGCAAAACUAGCGUUCAAACGUGAAUGUGCAACACAUGGAGUUCCUGUAAGACACUAUCAUGCAGACAACGGUUUGUUUGAUACUAAACUAUUUUGA